Molecule: messenger RNA, 1332 nt
Organism: Drosophila eugracilis
Lineage: Eukaryota; Metazoa; Arthropoda; Insecta; Diptera; Drosophilidae
Exons: 2
Coding region: 1-1329 (442 amino acids)
Source: RefSeq, a predicted model, not a curated record
AUGUACUCCUCCGUUGGCCUGGUCGUAGUAGGAAUGCCACUGGGCAGUGGCCGUCAGUUUACUCCCCGUUUGACCAUGAAAAAGAAAUAUAAUACCAAGUGCUUUCGGCCUGAGCGCUAUCGUCAUGAAAUGGCCAAUCACUAUAGGGAUUAUAAGUUGCAGCAGCACCUCCAACAGCAGCAGCUUGGAUCUGGAUAUGGAUCCGGAUUUUCUGACCACCGCCGCCGCAGGAGGAGAGCAAUGGUGGACAAAUUUCGAGUAUCCAGCUUAUUAGCACCAGGAUACAUGCAAUUUCGGGAUGUGUGGCCAACUCAUGUGCACUACUUUCCAAGAUCCGACGAUACUACCUAUGCGUCCCGAGGUCGACGGACAGUGUGCUCAGGUGAGCCACCCGACGAAACCUACAACGACGCAGUGCGUCGCAUAAAAACCGCCCACAGCUGUGAGCAGCUGCGUCAUCUGGUGCACCGGAUUCCAUGGAGAAGCACCUGCCAAACCAGCAGCAGUGAUGAGGUGCCAGUGGCCCGCGCAUACAAAAGCCAAACCAGCUACAGUGGACGUCUUGAUUAUAAUCUAAAUAUUAAUAGGUGCCCAGCGGAAAGCCCACAACAGCAACUGCCAGUGGACUUAUACGGCUAUUUGCAACUGGCUAGCGGUUAUUACGAGAGAGGGUUGCAGGCCAACAUCAAAUACCUGCAAUCGAUUGGACAGCAGAAGCGUAACGCAACAAGGCCGGUGCCUGGUCUAUUCUUGGACGUAGCACAGCGCGGAGAGAGUCCGGGUAUAAAGCUGACUGGUCGACUAGUAUCUCUGCUCAAGGGUUUGCGACGCAAGGCGGCCAAGGAAAAGGUGGGCGACCCGGGAAUUUCGGUGAAUAUUAGAUCGGUGAAGCGAGAGAAGCAAGAGCUGAAGGAGGAGGACUUGGACCCUUAUAAGGCCCUCGUAGAGGAUACAGCUGAGCGGCUGACUAGCAUGUGUGAUUAUCAUGCCCAAGGCUGUUCAAUUACAGAAUCGGACGGCGCAACAGGAUCAGUAGCCGGAGAAGACUCAGAAGCCACAUCCAAAGUCAUACUCGCCACAUUAACGAGCGAAGCCACAUUUUCAUCCUCGGACCAACGACGUGUCUAUGAGAUCAUUGACAAUCUAAGCAACCUGAGCAUCAGCGACAACAGUAGCGGUAGGCAACUAGCAAAGUUAACGCUGCCCCAGAUUACGCUUACCGACUGUUCCGCUCAACAGGUGGCUCUAUACAACGCCAGCUUUGACAUUGUCAAACUACUGAUUCCCAACGAAGCCAGACCACCGAACCUUAACCUGAAAGCCACGUAGACU